AUGCCUCCCGCUGUCCGAACACUAACCGAGGACAAAGUCAUCUCUAGGAAGAGCAGCGCUAGAAGUCUCUCCGACGGCAAGGCUGUUCCGAAGCCCAAAGAAGAGGAGCAUAAAUCCCCUACUCUUGCUGAAAUUGAGAACCUCUCUGGUGCUGUUACUAACCUCUUCCACCCAGGACGCGCUGAGCCCUUUGAGAAGCUUCCCCAGGAGACAGAGAGCCUACAGUCGUGGAGCUCUGAUAGCUCCUAUGGCAUUAUUACCCCACCUUUCCCUGUAGCCUCCCCUAGUCCUGAAGACUCACCCGAGCUAAUGAGCGCUGACGUUUUCCUCCCUCCAGUGAUUUCUAACCCGGAUACCCUAGAUGAGGAUGCUAACACUAUUUCGAAACGGUGGGCCGACAUGCGUGCGAAGAACCGCAUUGGACGUUAA
Messenger RNA from Penicillium egyptiacum, 429 nucleotides. Lineage: Eukaryota; Fungi; Ascomycota; Eurotiomycetes; Eurotiales; Aspergillaceae. The record is from the annotation of a GenBank genome assembly.